AGAAAGAAAAAAGCGAACAGUCGGCCGUCGAGCGAAGAAAACCGUACGUACGUCAAAGCCAGGUAAAAUGGCCACUCUGACGGGCUAGCGACGAAUUCGACCCUAGAAGAACUUGUAGUCGAAGCAGCGCGCCGCAACCGUUCCACUUCACGGUAAAUUUCAACCCCUUCCCAGCGCGCACACAAAACGAUCCUCUGGCUUCUGGUGCGGUGGUCUGUGCAAGUGCAAGUGCGGCACAAGGCUUCGCUUGACGAAAGAAACUCACUGUAGGCGGCCCCGUUGUGCAUUCGUCAUCAACAACUAUCAACACCUCCAUCAGAAAACGCCUCAAUCGCGACCACCAGCUGCUCUGCACUCGUCUCCGUGUGUGUGCGGUGCAUGCGCGCGUGUGUGCAAGCACAAUUCGUGUGUGUGUGUGUGUGCACGCGAAGUGUAUAAAGAAACACCGGCUGUGAGAGGGAGGUUUAGGAAGCGACCAGCGAUCAACCACCGCUGAGACACGAUCCUUGAAGAGGAAGGCUUUUCUUGGGUAACGAGAAUGGAAAUUCUAACGCAGUCACAGGUGCACGGGCUCACCACCCCCACGACGGCCGCCCGAAAGAAGGAUGCGGAAGCGAAGGAAAACCUCUGGUCGUCCAUCCUGAGCGAGGUGCAAACACAGAGUAAUACCAAGCUGCCGUCGAACAAAUCGGUGCUGGUGCUGGGCGAUAAUGCGAGCGGCAAAACGACCCUCAUCGCGAAGCUGCAGGGUGUCGAGGAUCCAAAGAAGGGUUCCGGCCUGGAGUACGCUUACAUCGAUGUACGGGACGAAUAUCGAGAUGAUGUCACACGUCUGAGCGUUUGGAUUCUGGAUGGUGAUCCGGGACACAACAAUCUGCUCAAGUUCGCCCUCAACGAACAGAACUUCCCGCACACGCUCGUCAUACUGACACUGUCGAUGACGACACCGUGGAGCUGGGUGGAUCAGCUGCAACACUGGAUGAAGAUACUGGACGACCACAUUGCAGGGCUAAAAAUUGAUCCAGAAGAAAAACAGCAGUGUCAGGCACGGUUAACGACGGAAUGGCAGAACUACUGCGAAACCAUUGACGAUCUCGAUCCGGGCUCGCCAAUCAAGCGCACGAACCGGUUGCCUUCGGUGGACGACGAGCUGGACGCGUUGCCCCUACCGGAAGGCGUCCUAACGACCAACCUAGGCCUCGAUGUGGUCGUCGUCGUUACCAAGACCGACUAUAUGACCACGCUGGAGAAGGAGCUCGACUAUCGGGAUGAGCAUUUUGACUUCAUGCAGCAGUGGAUUCGGCGGUUCUGUUUGAUGUACGGAGCGUCACUCUUCUAUACCAGCGUGAAGGAGGACAAGAACUGCGAUCUACUCUACAAAUACCUCACGCAUCGGAUCUACGGUUUACCAUUCCGGACGCCCGCGCUGGUCGUUGAGAAGGAUGCGGUGCUAAUACCGGCCGGUUGGGAUAAUAUGAAAAAGAUCAGCAUAUUGUACGAGAACAUGCAGUCCUGCAAACCGGACGAUUAUUACAACGAUAUUAUUGCACAACCGCCUUCGAGAAAGACUGUUUCGAACCGUGAGAGCGAAAUUCAAACCGAGGAUGAGCAAGCAUUCCUUGCCCGCCAACAGCAGCUGCUCCAGCAGGGCCAGACGCCAACGCGGGGCGAAUCGCCGCUCCGGUCGCAGCCCAGCAAUGGUACCAAGAGCACCCAACGGACUCCGGUGGCUGCUGGUGCUCAGGGCUCACCAAAGAAGGUCGAUGGUAAGCUCACGCCCGGCACGCAGAGCGGUGAAGGUGUGCUGGCAAACUUCUUCAACUCCCUGCUGCACAAGAAGUCUGUCUCACCCGGGUCGGCUGCGGCGGCGGCCGCUGCCGGUGGUGUCACCGGCACUGGCAGCCCACUCAGUGCGUCCAGCUCACCUUCAUCGCUGUCACCGCGCUCUAACGCAAUGAACGGCAUGGCCGAUACGGUGUCGGCGAGCGACAAGAUAAGCAUGCGCACCGAUGCCGCUCUCGAGCUGGACCGUCUUGCACGGAGCGUUAAGAAGGACCUGGACUACUCGGCGGCACAGUCCGACUGCUGAACUGCGCUUGGUGGUGCUGGGUGGGGAACCGAGUGAGCUGAUGCUGUGUGGUUUAGAUUUGCUUUCGUAUGGUUUGAGCUAGGGGGGGGAGAGGCGACACACCUACAUACACCUUGAGAGGGGGAUAAAAACAAGCGCUGCACUAAAGUCAAAUUACCGGACCCGCUCUUUCUAGCAGGCGGGAAAGGGAAAACGGAAUAGAAACGGGACGGGGAAGGGGGAAUCGUGAAAGAUGGGCUUUUGUGGAAAGUUUUUACGGGGAGGGCGGCGAAGCUCAUUACCUACCUCCCGCUAAAUGUCCACACCUUUUUUUAAAUCGAAGUUUUGUUUAUUUGUUAAAAUGUUUGUACAUACUCAUUCUCGCGGUGAUUAUGUUCGAUCUUUUCGCGCUUUUUUUUUUUGCUACCUCAUGUUUUAUUGUUGCCGAUUAAACGGGUAACCAAAUUCAACACAAUCGAUAUGAGAUACUCAACCUUACACUGAAGGAAUAUUUCUGCAUCAUUUGUUAUAGUAGCAUCCCUUUUGUUAUGUUAAAAUUGAAAAUAUCGGUUUUUUUUUAUUUUAAAAAAAGGAAACUCUUUUAAAAUCUUUUUAUUAUCCGUCAGAAGCGGAUGCGUUCCAUAGUGGUCUGUUAGGAAUUAUGUUAAGUGUGAAAGUUGUCUUAUAAAACAUAUGUUCGAAUUAAACUAACAUUAAUCAAAAACACACACACUUCUUCAGCAUUCGGAAGUCAGAAACCCCUGUCGUUUAGAGCCUUAAAAGACAACGCACGUUUUCCGAGCAGUCGCGACAAGUUUUUAAGCAGCUGCUUUUAGUAAAGAAAAAAAAACUAUCAUGGCAUCGCCACUCUACAUCCCCACAGUAUUAUGUUAAAAGUCCCAAGACGUUGUGUUACCACCCGUCUGAAGCGGUCCAUUAAAGCCCCUCCCCCACGAUAGAAUUACAAACUUCUUCUUCUUCAAGCUAGCCCCGCAAAAGAAAGCGGCAAAUGAAUGUAAUAUCAUUGUGAUAAACGAAUUGUGUUCCGCGUCUGGUUUUGCAUACGGCAAAUUGGUGUGCGAGUAAAAGGAUGCGAAUGUGUGUGCGAGAGUAAUUAAUUGCUUAGUGAAAGAGGACAC
This is a messenger RNA of Anopheles moucheti, 3207 nucleotides long. It is a transcript of the gene Dlic, whose product is annotated as cytoplasmic dynein 1 light intermediate chain 2. Gene Ontology annotation, cellular component: cytoplasmic dynein complex; centrosome. The record is from RefSeq and is a predicted model, not a curated record. Lineage: Eukaryota; Metazoa; Arthropoda; Insecta; Diptera; Culicidae. Gene Ontology annotation, molecular function: dynein heavy chain binding. The coding region runs from base 539 to 2089 and encodes 516 amino acids. The transcript is spliced from 9 exons. Gene Ontology annotation, biological process: microtubule cytoskeleton organization; microtubule-based movement.